GGAAGCGACAGGCAGGGAAAGCCCUCAGACAGUGAGCACAGUGUCUCCGGUGAAGACCGCCGCCCCGCACUCCGCCGGCCCCGACGCUGCAGGCUGCGCCUCCACACCAGGACUGGAAAGAAAAAAAAACACACACCCCAAGACUGCAAAGACCCAGAGCUGUGGCAAUCGUGUCAGUGUUGCAGGGGAGAUCACCAUGGCUGAUGUGAAUUCAAACGAGUCGUCCACCGUGGACGUGGCCAACAGGUUCGCUCGCAAAGGUGCCCUGAGGCAAAAAAACGUGCACGAAGUGAAGAACCACAAGUUCAUAGCCCGCUUCUUCAAGCAGCCGACUUUCUGCAGCCACUGCACCGACUUCAUCUGGGGGUUUGGAAAACAAGGAUUCCAGUGCCAAGUUUGCUGUUUUGUGGUCCACAAGAGGUGCCAUGAAUUAGUCACAUUCUGCUGCCCGGGGGCAGAUAAGGGGCCCGACACAGACGAUCCCAGAACGAAGCACAAGUUCAAGAUCCACACCUACACGAGCCCCACUUUCUGUGACCACUGUGGCUCCCUGCUGUAUGGCCUCAUCCACCAGGGCAUGAAAUGUGACUCCUGCGACAUGAAUGUCCACAACCAAUGUGUUAUGAACGUGCCCAGUCUGUGUGGAAUGGAUUACACCGAACGGAGGGGGCGUCUUUUCCUCAAGUGUGAGGUCACUGGGGACAAGCUGCAGGUCACAGUGACUGAGGGGAAAAACCUGAUCCCCAUGGAUCCCAAUGGCCUCUCUGAUCCGUAUGUCAAGCUCAAGCUCGUACCAGACCCCAAACAUGAGACCAAGCAGAAGACCAAAACCAUUCGCUCCAACCUCAACCCCAGAUGGAACGAUACCUUUUCCUUCAAGCUGAAGGCGACUGACAAGGACCGCAGGCUGUCGGUGGAGGUGUGGGACUGGGACCGGACCACUAGGAAUGACUUCAUGGGGGCCCUCUCCUUCGGCGUGUCGGAGCUCAUAAAGGCUCCAGUCUGUGGCUGGUAUAAGUUAUUGUGCCAGGAGGAAGGGGAGUACUACAAUGUUCCCAUCUCAGAGGAGGAUGACGGGAAUGAGGAACUCAGGCAGAAAUUUGAGAAAGCCAAGCUCGGCCCAGGUAAGAAGGUGAUCACUGAGCCGGACGGCAGCCACUCCAGCCAGCUGCCCUUCAUCAGCCUGAACGAGGUCAAACUCAGCGACUUCUCCUUCCUGGCUGUGCUCGGGAAAGGGAGCUUCGGCAAGGUCAUACUGGCAGAGAUGAAGGCCACCGAAGAGCUGUACGCAAUAAAGAUCCUGAAGAAGGACGUGGUGAUCCAGGACGACGACGUGGAAUGUACCAUGGUGGAGAAGAGAGUCCUGGCUCAACAGGACAAGCCGCCUUUCCUCACACAACUGCACUCGUGCUUCCAGACUGUGGACCGUCUGUACUUUGUCAUGGAGUAUGUGAAUGGGGGAGACCUCAUGUACCAUAUCCAACAAGUGGGCAAGUUCAAGGAACCUCAAGCAGUGUUCUAUGCAGCAGAGAUCGCUGCUGGUCUCUUCUUCCUGCACAUUAAAGGAGUCAUCUACAGGGAUCUGAAGUUGGACAAUGUGAUGCUGGACUCAGAGGGACACAUUAAGAUUGCUGACUUUGGCAUGUGUAAAGAGAACAUGUCAGAAGGAGUGACCACGCGCACCUUCUGCGGCACUCCCGACUACAUAGCCCCGGAGAUCAUUGCAUAUCAGCCAUAUGGACGCUCUGUAGACUGGUGGGCAUAUGGAGUUCUGCUCUACGAAAUGCUGGCAGGACAGCCUCCAUUUGAUGGUGAAGAUGAAGAUGAGUUGUUCCAGUCCAUCAUGGAGCACAACGUGUCCUACCCCAAGUCAAUGUCCAAAGAAGCUGUCUCCAUCUGCAAAGGGCUGAUGACCAAACACCCAUCCAAGCGUCUGGGCUGCGGCCCUGAGGGUGAGAGGGACAUCAGAGAACACGCCUUCUUCAGACGCAUCGACUGGGAACGCCUCCAGAACAGAGAGAUACAGCCGCCCUUCAAGCCCAAAGUGUGCGGCAAAGGAGCAGAGAACUUCGACAAGUUCUUCACACGCACUCAGCCGCAGCUCACACCACCGGAUGAGCUGGUUAUCGCCAACAUCGACCAGGCCGACUUCGCAGGGUUCUCUUUCAUCAACCCACAGUUUGUGAACCCGGUGCUCACUAACAGCGUAUGAGAGGGAUGGGGGAACCUCCUGGAAGAACCCCCCUGCUCACUUUCAACCACUUAAAGCAACCACCAACCUGACAACUGACCACAACUUGAUCAAGGCCCGCUACGAACCUUUAUGUAGUGGUUUUAUUUGUAAGCAGCAUUUUAGGGCAUGCAUAUUUGCUCUUUAUAAUAUAUUUGUCAUUCUAGAUGAUUUAGGUUAUAAUAGUUUUCUUUAGUUUAAUGAUGAGCAGGAUGUCCUUCCUUACCGCUACCAUUUGUAUCGAAGGUUUACCACGACUGGAGGCACAGACAGAAGGGUGUCGAGCUUCAUUUAUCUACGUCACCGUAUGAUGAUAUUUAGAGAAUAAAUUAAUCUUUGCCUUUAUAUGAUAUAAGCGAGCUAAUAUUAAAGGGGCAUUCAGCUACAGUACCAUUUAAGGCAUGGAUUAACUGAUUCUAGAAAGGGGUUCUACAAAUCUCAAUGGAUAAACAUUAUGAUCUACAGAUCCAGUUGGUGGGUCACAGUUUGUUUCCAUAAUUAUCACAAUGCAGAUGUUAUGUGAUGACCUGAAAAACAAUGGAAUAAGGCUUCGUAGAUUCUAUGGCCAAAUAUGAAGGACAGAUGCUGCAGGCGUUGAAACAGCUCCUUGUGAUUCAAUGUUUCCUGCAUCAUGUUUACAGUUUUAUCUUCCCCUUUGAUUUCAUGGUGACGGUAUGAAAUUCUAUUUUAGUACAAUUUGAUUCUAGCCAGUAGCAAAUCAACAAAAAAAACAGACAGUUCAUUAGAUGAUAUGCAGCCUGUAAAAAUUCUAAUAUGUGAGACAUAUAGGGAUGAAAGUGUGUCAGGGUUGGUUCAAAUUCUUAACUUCUUAGCCUAACUGUUAUCACCUUACCUGCUUUUAAAAGUAACAAUUCACACUUAUUUUCUAGCCCUUACUUAAGCUGCAGAUUGUAUACUUCCCUUCUCAAUAAUUUUGUGGACACUAUGUGAACACACAGUAAUCAUUUUAGUAUGUGGGCAGUGGCAGAAAAUUCUUAUAUCUACCGUAGGAAAAAAAAUUCUAAGCUAAAACGUUUACAGUUUGUCGUAUUUCUCUGUCCCAUGAUAUGCCCAUAAUUAUAAUUGGUCAUAAAUGUCUCAAUAGAAGCAGUAAAAACAUUUUGAUAAACUGUUUUUUUGGUUUGUUUUUAGAAUAUAACAUGAUAUAUUUGUGUAUUAACCAUCCAAUGUUAUAUUGCUUACAAUAUCAUGUGAAGAUGAAACACGUGUGUUAGUUUUCUUAGAUACAGAAGUUGCAAAUCAAUAGGAGCAUUUCUUCUGACAAUGCUUUGUGGUCCUGAGAUCAAACUCAUCCUUCAUUAGGAGCUCAAUCAUCCUUAGUUAAAUAAUUUGUUUGCAUCUGUUUUAAUUUCUUUUAAUGUAUUUAAAAAUAGAUUAAUUUAAACUCCCCUCUUUUUCGGUGAUCUCAUACGUAUUUUUCCAUUUGACCAGAUAAAUAUUUUAUUGUGUCUACUAUCAGUGCAUAACUCCUUUGUAAAUAAUCAUGAGUUAUUUUAAAAGAGUAUAGCAAGUUACAGUUUUUAUACCAACACCUGAAUGUGCUUUUAUUACAUUAAUUAUAUAAACCAACAUUUGUAUGUCUAAAGAAAAAUGAAACAUCUAAGAAAGUAACCCAGUACAGAUCAACUUUGUAACAGCUGGAUGUCUUUAAUAGAGUCCAGAUUCAGCAAGUUGUGAAAUGUAUUUGUUCUACUUGUUUUGGCAGAUUUAUCAACACUCUUAUGUUCUUUAAUCAUAUUCAAUAAUUUUGACUGCAAAUUGUGUGUUGAUUGGAUGCGUGUCAGGCUGUUGACUGUCCCCCUGUAUCUGCAUGCUGUUGGUGGGCAUCAUUCAUGCACGUGAUUGGCUAAAAGCUGCAUGCUACGAAGUAUAAAACCCCUGAGAGUAACGGUACAACCAUAAAAUGAUCCUCCUCUGAAAAAACCUCACUUAAGAAGUAAGAGCCCCCCCCUCGUAGUCUUGAGAGUUUGUAACUGUUUUGUCCUUCUUGAAGAACAAUGGCCAUAGCUUGGAUUCAUGUUGAGUCCAAUAGUGACUGCUUUUCAGGAAGUUGGGAAGUGUCAAAGGUCAAGCCUACGGAAGCAGAAUGUCACUUUAAGCAUAGCUCUUGAUUGGCUAAAUUUACUAAAUUUAACGUGGCAAACACAAAGCACAGUCCGGUAACGUGGAGUGCUGAUCUUAGACCAGCUCGACUCUUUAAGAGGAUUUUGUAACUGCAAAUCACAAGUUAAGUUUCAAUGAAGCAGUCUUGCAACAGUCAUGAAACACCAAAGUCCUAAUGUUCAGGCAGAUUACUAUGUGUGAGGAACAAUGGUGAUUUUUGCCAAAAGAAUACACAUUGCUAAAAUACAUAGAGUAGACGUUUAUUGCAGAUUAUUAUUCUAAAUAGAUACUAUUACUAAAGCUUAUUUUUAAAAGACUUUCCUGAGACGUAGUCCCUUGUUCCAGAUCACUGCUCUUUUCUGUAGAAACGUGAUAUAUGUACUUUAUGGCCCCUGUUUCCUUUCGCCUUUUCCCUUUUAGGGUGAAGUGAAACACUGAAUCUAGAUCAGUGGUGAGUUGUGACUGCUAGUUGCUAGACCAGUGGGACCACUCGCUCUUUAGUGUCUCAUGAAUGGGGUUUAUGUUAUAAUCUAAACGUUGUGUUCUUGUCACGUUGUAAAAUGUUAGUUUCUCUUUUCGUUUUUUUUGCUUUUGCUGUUUGUCGUCGCUGUCAGUGUUGUUGGUUUUAUUUCUCUAGCUUCUGCUCAGAAAUUCAGGAAUGUUUCAAAAUGACAUAUAACAUUAGAAAACUCAUAUCUGACUGAUAUAGAUAGGAACUAUUAAAAUGUUUGUAAUUUUUUUUUCUCCAUGUGUUUCUAAGAGAUGUUCUCUCCUACCGUGUUUCCUAUAGUAUAUAUAACCUUUUGCAUGUGCCAAACCUGGAGAACGCCAGAACCCGACAAUAGCAGCGUUGCACUAGCUGUAGUCACAUGGAUGACUAUCUCUCCCUGUGCAGGCUGAGACCUGCCUGAAGCCACACCUGCUGUACACUCUGUUGGCCUCAUUACAUAUAGCAUGCUGCCAUGAGUAUACCAGUGCACAUUGUGUCAGUACGCUUUACAGUUCCAGUCAGUUUGAUAAACGACUCAUCAUGUACGGUACUAGAUUUUCCUGCCUCUCCAGCCUUUGGCGGAUUUGUGUCUGAAAAACAUUGCAACUUGUGGAGCAUUUGAUUUAACAUCCACAGUGAAUUCCACAGAAGUGAGAGAUUAAUCCUUGUACAUAGUCGGGAGUUUACUCAUCAACAGUCUUGCCCUUGCCUGAGCCUAUCUUGCACCUCUGUAUGUGCCGACUGAAUAGAUCCUUCCCUUUAAUAGAAUCUCUGAGUACUUGCCUUCCAAACUUAAUAAUGUUUUCAAAAAGCCACAGUCAGUGUGAGCAUGAAAAAAAAAAAAGAUUACUAACUCUCCCCUUGUGUGCCUUUCCCAACUUGAACAGAUUUAAUGUACAUCUCCUAUUGAUCUUCAUCCUCCUCACUCUGAUCUAAACUCUCUACUCAAUGUUUACGCCAUACCUUUACUCCACUUUCUGUAUUUUUAAUCCCGUCAAACAAGCCUAGUACAGUUUUUACUUACUUGCCAUGUUAGUGUUUCAGCAUAUCUCGCAAAUGAAUGAAUGUAAAUAAAAGUAAAUGAGAAAAAAUUAUUUGCACACUGUUCAAACAAAUGGUCCAUCAUCUGGUCUGUAAAACAGAAUUUUAAGCACAUUUUGUUGACUGACGCCAAUACAGCCAUAAAAACUACAACUUGA
Messenger RNA from Anoplopoma fimbria (sablefish), 6043 nucleotides. It is a transcript of the gene prkcaa, whose product is annotated as protein kinase C, alpha, a. Lineage: Eukaryota; Metazoa; Chordata; Actinopteri; Perciformes; Anoplopomatidae. The record is from RefSeq and is a predicted model, not a curated record. Gene Ontology annotation, biological process: protein phosphorylation. The transcript is spliced from 17 exons. Gene Ontology annotation, molecular function: diacylglycerol-dependent serine/threonine kinase activity; ATP binding; zinc ion binding. The coding region runs from base 197 to 2212 and encodes 671 amino acids.